This is a messenger RNA of Mytilus trossulus (common blue mussel), 6580 nucleotides long. RefSeq lists its product as uncharacterized. The coding region runs from base 45 to 890 and encodes 281 amino acids. Gene Ontology annotation, biological process: transport. The record is from RefSeq and is a predicted model, not a curated record. The transcript is spliced from 8 exons. Gene Ontology annotation, molecular function: transmembrane transporter activity. Lineage: Eukaryota; Metazoa; Mollusca; Bivalvia; Mytilida; Mytilidae. Gene Ontology annotation, cellular component: mitochondrion.
UUGCAAAAAAAAGAGAAAAAUUGGGGCAAAAGAGUAAACAAAAAAUGACACAUAAUGAAGAAAGAGGACAUUGGGUUAAAGAAGGUGUCAUUGGACUCGGAGUUGGAGUUUUAUAUGGAGUCACAAAUGUCUGUGUUGGCCAUCCUUUUGAUACCAUUAAAACAAAAAUGCAAGCUCAAGCAGGAUUCGAAAAAUCUAACAUGUUCCAGACUUUAGCCAAAACUCUUAGGACUCAGGGGGUUAUUGGUUUAUACAGAGGUUGUAUACCACCAUUAUGGGGAUCAGGCAUUUACAGAUCGUCACAGUUUGCUGUGUUUGAGGCGGUGUAUACAAGACUUGAUUCACCUCUUGGGAGAUCUGAAAUUCCAGGUACGGGAGCUUUACAGUUGAGAGUUAUAGGUGCUGGUGUAAUUGCCUCAACAACAAGAGCUAUAAUAGAAACUCCUUUAGAAUUUGCUAAGGUGAGAAGACAAACACAGCAGACCUGGCAUUUGAAGGAUGUUUACACGGGUUUUGGAGUAACUUGGGUUAGAACUAUUGGACUUAUGACAACCUACUUCAUACUAGUUGAUUCUGGCAGACGACACUUUCCUGAACAGUUUAAGAAACCUUUGAUUGGACCAUUUCUAACAAGUGGCAUUGCUGCCACACUAGCUUGGUGGAUUGUGUGGCCUUUAGAAUACAUGAAGUGUCAAAUUCAAAGUAAUUAUGGAGAGAAAGUUUCAGUAAUACAAAAGAUGAAGAUAGUUAUAAAAGAAAGAGGUGGAUUCUUUGGACUGUAUAGAGGUAUCAUGCCUGGCACAAUCAGAAGUUUCUUAGCCAAUGGUACAAGUAUGGUAGUCAUGCAGUUUGCUCAAAGGAAAGUGACAGAAUUAGGGUUAAGGGAUUAAAGGUGAAUAAUUAAUCGUCAAGGAAAAAAAUGAAAAGUGUCGGUCAAUUGGUUCAGUCAAAUAUGCCUUAAAAGUUGAAAUGUUCAAUAUGGUUUGAAAUUGUUAAAGAUACUAUUUUCAAAAUUAAACCUGUAACAAAAGAUUUAACAUUACUUUUUUUAAACAAAAAAUCUACAAAAUUGAUUUAAUGGACAAAAGCUAUGAAGAUUUAGCCUACAGAAAUUUAGUGUUUAAAUGAUAUAAGAAAUAAAUUCUGACUUCACAGCUGAAACAUAUGAAGAUUAAAAGUAAUGGUUAGUGGUUAGUUUGUGUAGUUGACUAUACCCUAUGGUUAAACGUUUUUGCAGCAUUUUAAGGGAGAUUAAAAAAUUGCUUAUUACUAGAAACUAUCUUUGGUAUUAGUUUGGAUGAAAGACAUUUGAUUGACACCCUGUUCAUUUCCUUGACAGAAUAGUUGUAUAGAAGUUAUUUCAAGUCUUUCAGUUUUUAUUUUACAAUAAACUCAGGAUGCUGUUGUAUUAAAUAUUUAUUGUAUAUACAGAUAUAGAUUUUAUUGUGAACUAAUUAUAAGGCAGCUACAUUGUGAUAUUAUACUCAAGAACAGCUAUGACAAUUUAUUUUUAGCUUUAUAAUAUGCUUGUGUAGGUGUAAUGAAACCAUAGACUUUCAUUCUUAUUUCUAUUAGAAUCAUUUCCAUUUGGAUUUAUUUUAUAUUAAAAUGUUUUUUACUCGUAAGAUUACCUUUUCAUAUACAUCAUGAGAACAAACAAAAAAAGUGUAAUGUCAGAAGAGGGAGGUUUAGGUUAUUUUUUUUUUUUCAAAAAAAAUUCUGGUUAAGCAGUGGCAAAAAAAAUAUAUUCUGAAUCUAAAUUUUUCCCAUACCUCAAAGUGUUAAAUUUUGGAAAAAAAAUGAUAUGGUAGAAAAACAAAAUGAAAUAUAAAAUUGUUCACUGUUUUGUGUAAAAAAAAAAAUUUCACCAAAAAAUACCAUAACCCCCCUUGAAGUUAAAUGGUUGCUGUCUAGCUUAUUGAGAUAAAAAAAAAAACAUACAAAUAAUGCAAUUAACAAGUUUAAAAUAUAAAGUAUUUAAAUUUAUCCCAUAUCCAUUUUUGCAAUACUAAAACAUUGUAAAAUUUUCUGAAUUUAAAGUACCUUAAUAAUGUCAUUUCAAUAAGGUAGUUUACAUGAAUAUGUGUUGUUUUCUAGUCAUCUGUUGUAGUUAAAAGUGUCCAGUAUUAUCUAUAUUUCAUAUUAUAAAAUUUAAAGAAACUGCACCACUUAUCAAUCUCAAGCUUUAAAUUCUCUUUUAGUGUAUUUAUUUGUUUCUAAGAACCAAAGAGCCAGUGUGAGUUUUGCCAUCACUUGGUGUCUGUCAUCCAUUAUUGUCAUCACCUGUUGACUUUCACAAAGGUCAUCUGCUCUGAUACUACAGGUCCAGUAAUUACCAACGUUGCUACAAUCAUCAUUGGGAUAUCAAGUUUGAAAAAUGUGUCUGAUGACCCAUGCCUACUGACAAACUUGGCUGAUAUUGCUAUAAAUACAACAAAAAAUUUAUUAUUUGUCUAUAAUCUUGAACCACAGCUAUAGAUAGAUAAAAUGUUAAAAAUAAUGAUAUUUACCUAAUGUCUUUGACAUCAAAAUUGUUUGGCAACUUCUAAUAGGAGUUAUUGGCCUCAAAUAAUAAAUAUUAUUUUUUUUUUACAUUUUGCCUAUUAUCUUGAAAACUAUAAUAGGUAUAUAGAAACUUUUGAAUAGAAAAAAUGACCAAAUAAACAAGAAAUGUCUUUAUCUUGAGAACUUUAAAUGAAAAAUAGAAACUUAAAAUAGAAACUUUAAAAAAGAAAAAUGACCUGCAGUAUAAGAUCUACAAACUCAUCAACAGGACUGAAAUAGUCAGUUAACUUUAAAGGGUUAAUCCCCUGAAAUGAUGAUUUGCCAAUGCUGGUGGACGUUUUGUCCCCGAGGGUAUCACCAGCUCAGUAGUCAACACCGAAGUGUUGACAUGAAUAUCAAUAAUGUGGUCAUUUUUAUAAAUUUCCUGUUUACAAAACUAUGAAUUUUUUUGAAAAACUAAGGAUUUUCUUAUCCCAGGCAUAGAUUACCUUAGCCAUAUUUGGAUCAAUUUUUUGGAAUUUUGGAUCUUCAAUGCUCUUCAACUUUGUACUUGUUUGGUUUUAGAAAUAUUUUGAUUUGAGCGUCACUGAUGAGUCUUAUGCAGACGAAACGCAUGUCUGGCGUACUAAAUUAAAAAUGUAUAAUCCUGUUACCUUUGAUAACUAUUUACUAUUAAAAAAAAGAAUGAAUGAAUGAAAAGAAGGCAUUGUUGAAGAAGCAGGUCAGCAACACAGGCUCUUUAUAGCCUCUAGUUUAAAAGGGUGCUAGUUAAAAGAAUGUCAGAAGAAUGAGAAACUUGAGAUUUUUUAAGUAAAAUUUUACUCAAAGAAUAUUGUGCAAUUUUCUAAACAUUAAUAAAAUUUUCUAUGGUCUCAUGUUUUGUUUUGUAUAAAUGCAUUUAUAUAUAGUUUGUUUUCCUGUUGAUUUAUACACUGUUAACUAGUAUGUGAGCUUUUUGGUAACAUUUUAUUCAUUUCACAUGUAUCAUGUGAUUUUAACAAUUUAUAAUAAUAAAUGGUGCAAACUUAUGGCUUUUAAUGUUUAUUAGUCAGGAGACUAUAAUUGAUAUUGUUAUACUGUUUUAUGUCUGUUGUAGUGUAAUUUCACCUUAAAAUGACGUGAUACUCCCAGAAAUGUUUUUUUUAUAUAAUCCAACCUUUUGGAUAACUAUUUUAAAUAUUUUGUACAUCGAAAGAGAAAGGAGUAAUUUCAUCUACAUAUCUUUAUUGGUGCAAAAGAAAAUAUAUUUUUGGCGGUGAUGUUUAUUUUUUUGUCCAAAUGAUGUGCUGAUUGCCUCAAAUGCAAAAUGCAUAUCUAAAGUCAUUCAUGUAAUAUAGUUCCAGUUAAUGUGCCUAUAUCAAGACUAUUUACCUUAUAUCUAUAUAUGGAAAACUUUGGGAGAAACUCAAGCAUAAUAGUAUUAAUCUGAGAUUACUAUUUAAGAUCUGUAUUUAUAUAUAUAUAUAUUUAAAUGUGUUAUCUAUUUAAACCAUAUUGGGAAUAGGGACAAUCAUGUAUGUGUCUGUGUUAUGUAUUAUACAUGUCUUACAAUUGUAUACAAUAUAUCUAACUAAUGGAAUUAUAAUGACAUUUGUUGAUACAAUAUUUUGUCAUCUAGUACAUUGUAAUCAAAAGUCAAUUCAUUUUAUUCAAUGUAUUACAAUUCGGUUGUAAAAUUGACUAUUGAAAUCUAUUAGGAUCGUGUUGAAAGGCCUAAUGUUGACCUAUAUUUGCUUGCAGUUAUAUCAUUUGGUAAAACUUAUUGAUAGUUAUCUUUUAGGCAAUCAUGAUUAUAUUUAUACAUGGAAAAUAGUAAAGAUAAAAUCAAGCAUAAUAGUAUUAACCUUAGAUUAUUUUGUUUAGAUCUGUAUUUAUACAUGUAUAUGUGUUAUCUAUUUAAACCAUAUUGAGAUAAGGUACAACGAUGUAUGUGUCUGUGUUAUAUAUGUCUUAUAAUUGUGUACAAUAUAUCUCACUAAUAAAAUUAUAUUGAUAUUUUUGGUACAAUAUUUUGUCAUCUAGUACAAUGUAAUCCAAAAUCAAUUCAUUUUAUUCAAUGUAUCACAAUUUGGUUGUAAAAUUGACUAUUGAAAUCUAUAAGAAUCGUGUUGAAAGGCCUUAUGGUGACCUAUAUUUGCUUUAAUUUAUGUAAUUUUCGAACUGAUGGAUAUUUAUCUUCUAGGCAAUCAUACCAUAUCUUCUUAUUUGCAUAUGGGACCAAAAAUUUUGAUGAAGCCAAAGUUUUAAUGUAAUUGUUCUAAUAAAUAUUUGAAUGUAUUAAAAACAAAGACUAAAAUUUUAAUAAAGACAAUUUUUCUUUUUAUGAUACAAUCAGAACAAAUAUAUUCUCAAAUUGCAGUAGUAGGGUAAUUAUUACCUACAUUCCAUGUUUGUGCAUAUUUCAUCAUGUUUUUUUAAAGUAAUUACAUGUUUAACUUCUCUUGUAAUUAUCAUUAUAGUUGGGCAUUAGUAGAUACAUCAUCUAGCUAACAAAUUGAACUUAAAAUAAUAAUUAUGGUAAAACAUGCCUUGAAACAAACCUCAGAAAAUUGUAGGAAGAGUUCCUUAAAGUACAGAGAUUGUAAUAUUAUCCCUACAUGAGAGUAGGGCAUACUUUUGAGGUAUUAUAUUAAUACAUCCUUAACAGUCAGAUGGAUGUCCUUCUUUUACAUGCUGAAAAUUAGAAGACUAAUUGACCAUAAUUGUAUUUACCUGUCAACCCAAAUUAACCAGGUAAAUUGCAGAACAAAAAUUUGUACUUUUACUGAAAAGUCAAUCUUUACAAAAUUUGCAUAAAUGUAAUAUGGCUAAAAAAAACAUUGCAAAAAAUUUCUAUCAAAACUUUUGUCCCUGUUUUUCAAAAAAAUAUUAUAAACCCAAAGUGAAAUGGUAAUGAUAGAUUAGCCUUAAAAGACAAGAUAGUGUAUUGAACAAAAUUAGUUUGAAAUUAUUGUAAUUCUAAAAUGUUAAUACUGUGUAAAGCAAAUGUUUUAAAAGAAGGUACUGUUGUUAUUGUUUGCUUGUUUUGCACCAACUGAGUUUAUAUGGCUGAAUUAUGUUCUUGUUGUUAUAUUUUGUCACAUUUAUUUAAUCUGAGAUCUUUGUGGGUUAUUUUAAUACUUUGAAUUUUACUAAUUUUAUAGAAGUGUGCUUUAAUGAUAUAUUUUUUUAAUUUAUCUGAAAAUAAUUUUUAGUUUUCACUGGUUACCGUUCAGAAUUUUUUAUACAGAUAAAGUUCCUAAAUCAUGGAUGGCCAUGAUAAUCUUGUAUCAAGUUUGCUUAUUUUUGUUUGUUUUAAAUGACAUGAAAUAAAAUCAUUGAUAGAAAUAUGCAUAGAAAGGUUAUCUCAAGACACAUGGGGGAUAGUUUGUCAUUGGUGUCAAGGGUAUUUUAAAAGUGAUUCAUAAAAACCUUUGUAUAAAUGAGUACAGAGAUUUUAUAAAAAUUAAUGUUGCUGCCUAAGAACAUGCUUUAAUGGUAUUAAACAAAUUUUGAUUUUAAAUAUUUCUAAACAUUUAGUAUUUAUUGAGCUGAAUAAUUUCCUGAUUCUGACUAAAUAACACUAUUUGUUACAAAUUCUUAAUUGGGAAUCCAUUUUUUGUCAUAUAGUGAAAAAAGAUUUAUUUGAUUAUACCACAAGUGGUAAAAAAUUUAUUAUGUAUAGAUCCUCGUCUUGGACACUUUUGUACACUUAACCCAACAUCAACGAUACAAAUACUUAUUCCAAAAUAGGUUCCUAAUUUCAAACGGAAAUUUUUAGAUUUCACCAUGGUUUAUUAACAGAACUGGUGCAUGACUUAUAUAUGAUUAAUUUGUGUCUUAUUUAUUUUUAUUUUUAUUUUUUUCAUAUUAUGCAUUUUAUUCUUUUCAGAAUGUUGUAAAUGGUUUUUUAUUCUACACUUACGUAUUUUUAAUAGUACAUCUUUUAAUAGAGUUCAACGUUUUCUUAUAAACUUGAUUCUCUAAAGCUCCAAAAAUGUUAUAGAGACAGUACAAAUAUACAUUACCAUAAUAAUUGAUUUAUUAAUGUUUAUUUAUGAAUAUUAUAAACUCCUUUAUUGUCAAAAUACAAAGU